AUGUCCUUUGGGAGGGCAGAGGAGGGAGUGGUGAAGGCGCUCCAAGACAUUCUUGAGUCUGCAGGGAACAAAGACUGGGAGAAGUAUGAGAAGCUCUGCGACAAGGACAUCACUUGCUUCGAGCCUGAGAGCGUUGGCAACGUAGCCAAGGGACUUGCGUUCCACAAGUACUACUUCGACUUGCCGUCAGGUCCGUCCUCAGGCAUCAAGAACAACGUCACUCUAGCUGACCUCAACGUGCGCAUCCUCGGGGAAGGAAACUCAGCUGUGGCUUGCUACAACAGGCUGAUCCAGAAGCUGGAGGACGGGAGCCCAGUGACGGUGAAGUCCCACGAAUCCAGAGUGUUUGAGAUGAAGCAAGGGAAGUGGGUCUGCGUGCAUUUCCAUCGCUCGUGA
Molecule: messenger RNA, 396 nt
Organism: Guillardia theta CCMP2712
Lineage: Eukaryota; Cryptophyceae; Pyrenomonadales; Geminigeraceae
Exons: 5
Coding region: 1-396 (131 amino acids)
Biological process (GO): protein phosphorylation
Molecular function (GO): calmodulin binding; calcium/calmodulin-dependent protein kinase activity
Source: RefSeq, a predicted model, not a curated record